Messenger RNA from Lampris incognitus (smalleye Pacific opah), 1350 nucleotides. RefSeq lists its product as uncharacterized. The record is from RefSeq and is a predicted model, not a curated record. The coding region runs from base 1 to 1350 and encodes 449 amino acids. Gene Ontology annotation, biological process: immune response; antigen processing and presentation of exogenous peptide antigen via MHC class II; peptide antigen assembly with MHC class II protein complex. Gene Ontology annotation, cellular component: membrane; MHC class II protein complex. The transcript has 10 exons. Lineage: Eukaryota; Metazoa; Chordata; Actinopteri; Lampriformes; Lampridae. Gene Ontology annotation, molecular function: MHC class II protein complex binding.
AUGCUGGAUGCGUUUUUGCAUUAUAACCUGCAGACAUGUGUGUUCACCUCCUCUGAGCUUCCUGACAUAGAGUUCAUAUACUCUAAGUAUUUCAAUAAGAUAGAAGUUAACAGGUUUAACAGCACUGUGGGGAAGUUUGUUGGAUACACUGAGUUUGGUAUCUAUAACGCAGAGCUCUUUAACAACGAUCCUGCAGUUCUGGCACGCUGGAGAGCUCAGAAAGAGAGAGUCUGCAAACCUAAUAUAGAGAUAGAGUACCGAAAAACACUGGAUAAGACAGCUGAGCCCAGUGUGAGACUGACUUCAGUGACGCCCCCUGGUGGCCGACAUCCGGCCAUGCUGAUGUGCAGUGUCUACAACUUCUACCCCAAAUACAUCAGUGUCACCUGGCUGAGAGACGGACAGCCGGUGACCUCUGACGUCACUUCCACCGAUGAGCUGGCAAAUGGUGAUUGGUACUACCAGAUCCACUCCUACCUGGAGUACACGCCCAGGUCUGGAGAGAAGAUCACCUGCAUGGUGGAACACGCCAGUUUCCCCUCUCCUAAGAAAGUGGACUGGAAUCCCUCCAUGCCACAAUCAGACAGAAACAAGAUCGCCAUCGGAGCGUCAGGUCUGCUUCUGGGUUUGAUUUUUGUUUCUCUUUCUGUUCCAGAUGCGUUUUUGCGGUAUUGCCUGGACACAUGUGUUUUCACCUCCUCUGAGCUUCCUGAAAUAGAGUACAUAGGCUCUCAGUAUUUCAAUAAGAUAGAAGAUAUCAGGUUUAACAGCACUGUGGGGAAGUGGGUUGGAUACACUGAUCAUGGUAUCCGUAACGCAGAGCUCUGGAACAACGAUCCUACAGAGAUGGCACACAUGAGAGCUCAGAAAGAGAGAUACUGCAAACCUAAUAUAGAGACAUGGUUCCAAGAUGUACUGGAUAAGACAGCUGAACCCAGUGUGAGUAUGACUUCAGUGAGGCCCCAUAGUGGCCGACAUCCGGCCAUGCUGAUGUGCAGUGUCUACAACUUCUACCCCAAAUACAUCAGUGUCACCUGGCUGAGAGACGGACAGCCGGUGACCUCUGACGUCACUUCCACCGAUGAGCUGGCAAAUGGUGAUUGGUACUACCAGAUCCACUCCCACCUGGAGUACACGCCCAGGUCUGGAGAGAAGAUCACCUGCAUGGUGGAACACGCCAGUUUCCCCUCUCCUAAGAAAGUGGACUGGAAUCCCUCCAUGUCACAAUCAGACAGAAACAAGAUCGCCACCGGAGCGUCGGGUCUGCUUUUGGGUUGGAUUUUGUCUUUGGCAGGUCUGAUCUACUACAAGAGGAAGGCCAGAGGGCGUGUUCUGGUUCCAACCAGCUGA